Molecule: messenger RNA, 1554 nt
Organism: Candida albicans SC5314
Lineage: Eukaryota; Fungi; Ascomycota; Pichiomycetes; Serinales; Debaryomycetaceae
Product: transcription factor TFIIIC subunit
Exons: 1
Coding region: 1-1554 (517 amino acids)
Biological process (GO): transcription by RNA polymerase III
Cellular component (GO): transcription factor TFIIIC complex
Molecular function (GO): protein binding
Source: RefSeq, a predicted model, not a curated record
AUGUGGAAGCCACAGAAAGACAAAACUUUUAGACUGAAGUAUACAAGUCAGUAUGGUUAUAAUGUCGACCAUUUUAAUUUUCUCAAUGAUUACAAGGAAGAUUGGAAUGAUUAUGUUGCAUAUGUUAAUGAGAGUUUAGUGGAGAAAUACUCUUCAAGGUCAAGGAAAUUUGAUUCGAUUCCCCUAAACAAGCUAAACCUAGACGAUACCAAAUAUGAUAGUACUGAUGAAGAUUAUGUCAGAGAAAACUUUAAAUACACAAAUCCUAUAGCUUUAAAAUCUAAUAGUUCCACGACUAAAGUGGAUUUGGUUCCGGAAACCCCAGUUCAUUUGCAAGAACACACUAAACGAAAUGCCUUUGCAAUAGCAGUUGGUGGGCAGAUCACUUGCAUACAAUGGUUGCCACAAAAUGGAAAUAGUACCAGCAGUUAUUUUGCGGUAUCAUUAGUUAAUAGUGUCAAUGGGAUCAAAGCCAAUGACCCUAAUUUCAGCAUUUUCAAUAAAUCAAAAAUUCGCGAUAUGAAAUCCGCAAUUCAAAUUUGGAAGUAUGACUUUGAUAAAAACGAAUUGAAAUUACAGAACAUGUUGAUUACAAGUGAAUUUGGCGCCUGUUCAAAUCUCAAAUGGGCCCCAAUACAAAGUAACGGGACUAUUUUAGGCGUUUUGACAGGGUUGUUUACCGAUGGAAAUGUUUACCUAUUUAAAAUUGAAGAGUCACUACCGCCGUAUUCAAUCAUUACUGAACCAUCUCUUGCAUACAAACUACACGAAGGUUCUACGAAAAUCAACAUCACAUCAUUUGAUUUUAUUGGUAGCGAAAAAUUGGUUGUUGGGUCUAACGAUGGUUCUAUUGCCGAAUUUAUGCUUCCAUUCCGCUACAAUGGCAAUGAUAUAGAUAUACCUAAUUUCAAAAUGGGAAUAUGCUGGAGUGCAAUCCUGUCAUUAAUGUGCAUACAGAACCCCACAGGCAAGUAUUUAUGUAUUGCGCACACAGGCGCUCAUCGAAGCAUAACAUUUGUCUAUGACAAUCCAUUACAGGACAUGUAUCCAACAACGGUGAAACUCAACACUCAGCCUAGUUUCAAUUAUCCAUUGCAGAAUUUUGUAAUCACAAACCAAGCAGAACAGUCUCAGAUCGCGUUCCCGAGGACAAGCCAUUGUACAUUUAUCAGCUUAGCCCGUUCAGAUGCUUAUUACACGAUAUGCAAAGUGUCUGAAAUUCUCGGCCAUCCAUUUCUUAUCACUGGUGCUACCAAUGGAGACAUAUGUAUUAUGAACUAUUUCAAAAAGUUUUUGGGGAUCAAUUCAAGCUUAAGUAAAGUUACACCAUUGAGGAUAUGGAAAGUCUUGGCGGAACCAGAUGAACCUAUAACAUUGUUGGCCGAUGUUCAAAUACAAGAUCAGGAUGCAGUUGUCUUACCGACUUCGAUGAAAACCGAGCUGAAUAUAACUGCAGCUGCUUGGAACGAAAAUAGAGUGGGGAGUUCAACAUAUGCUGUUGGUACCGCUCUUGGAAUUCUUCUACUAGAAAGGUUGGAUCCAAAAUAUCUAUAG